AUGUUUAUUAACUAUUGUCUUUACCCAACAGUUCAACUUCUACACUUUUGAGCUGAUUCUAGAGGAUUUAUAACCCUGGUAAUUUCUCUUAGCAAAUAUACAGUUAUUAGAUCUUUAAUAAAGAAGUGUCUCAAUUCAGUAGAGAAACAAGAUGUCAGGGAAAGUCAAAAUCGAUAAGCCAUUAUAGAACAAUUAUUUAAUCAUCUCCUAUUGUUGCGCUCUCUUUACAUCUCUGGUGAUCAUUAUUAGCUUAUUAUAACUCUCUGACUAGGUCUUUUCAAAUUCAUUCUUAGGAGUAACCAAAUUAAGGGUCACUAGUCUUCAUUGCCUUAUACAGAAGCUCUCUUAUGUCAUUUUGUAACUUUGGAAUUUUCUAUAUACCUAACUGAAUAAAUUUCUUCAAAGGCAAGUUUUUGUUCACUUUUUUAUGGAUGUUGGUACUCGCAUGUACUAUAUCAACUGAAGUCAUUCCCAUUCAAAACUGUCUAGAUCAGCUUCCAUUAG
This is a messenger RNA of Moneuplotes crassus, 504 nucleotides long. Lineage: Eukaryota; Ciliophora; Spirotrichea; Euplotida; Euplotidae. The record is from the annotation of a GenBank genome assembly.